Tinamus guttatus (white-throated tinamou) is the source of this 1734-nucleotide messenger RNA. Lineage: Eukaryota; Metazoa; Chordata; Aves; Tinamiformes; Tinamidae. The record is from RefSeq and is a predicted model, not a curated record.
AUGGUCUCUGAUACGAGCCGUGCGGCCCACUUAGGGAGCUUGACCUACGGUGUGAAUAAGCAGCGCUUGUGCUCCGACCAAGCACCUCGCCAGAGGAGCACCGCGGGCCGCUUACGCCUGCGAGAGGUUGCACACCGCCUUGUCAGGGAUCCAUCCCCGUGUUCCCUCACACGGGAAAUCCCGUCUCCGGGAAAUGGCAGCGCCGCGAGCGCGUCCGAGCGCACUGAGGCGGCUUUGGCUGUUUCCAGGUCAGCGGUGCCGAGGGCGAAACUUGUCUGUCUUCGUGUGUUGGGAAACGUGCGGGAUGGGGAGCGCCUUUUUGCAGGUCCCUCGGCUCGGUGCGAGUGCUGGGGGCUCCUGCGCCUCGGGGCCCAGGCGGGAGGCAUCCGCCGCCGAGCGGCUCGUGGCCUUGUCUUGAGCACGGGUACAGAAAGCAGAACAGACCUUGAAGACCUGCACCUUUACGCAACUCCGCGGGAGCAGCGGUUUCGUAGGUUUGCCAGUCUGGAAUUUGAGGGACAGCUGUAUAUGACUCCAUAUGACUUCAUUCAGGCUGUCACGAAUGAUGAACCUAAACAUGCUAGAAAGUGGAGAUGUCUUUCAAAGCAGGAACUGAAUCAAAUACUUAUGGAAACGCCACCAGUUUGGAAAGGAUCAUCUAAACUUUUCCGUAAUCUUAAUGAGAAAGGUGUGAUAUCUUACACAGAAUAUUUGUUCCUGUUAUGUAUUUUAACAAAGCCUCAUGCAGGUUUUAGAAUUGCUUUCAACAUGUUUGAUACUGAUGGCAAUGAGAUGGUGGACAAAAAGGAAUUUUUAGUGCUACAAGAGAUCUUCAGGAAAAAAAAUGAGAAGAGAGAAAGAAAAGGAGAUGAAGAAAAACGUGCAAUGCUUCGCCUUCAACUUUAUGGAUAUCAUACUUCUACUAACAGUGUACUUAAAACAGAAGGAGAGGACCUUGUCCCCAGAAGCUACUGGGAUACUUUGAGACGUAGCACAAGCCAAGCACUCUUUUCGGACCUUGCAGAGCGUGCUGAUGAUAUUACCAGUUCACUAUCAGAUACUACACUGCUUGUACACUUUUUUGGCAAGAAGGGAAAAGCUGAACUGAACUUUGAAGAUUUUUAUAGAUUCAUGGACAACCUACAAACUGAAGUUCUGGAGAUCGAAUUUCUUUCCUACUCUAAUGGGAUGAACACCAUCAGUGAGGAAGACUUUGCCCAUAUUCUUUUGAGAUACACAAACGUGGAAAAUACAUCAAGUUACCUGGAAAACAUGCGCUGCAGGAUUCCUGAAGAAAAGGGUAUCACAUUUGAUGAGUUCAGGUCAUUCUUCCAAUUUUUGAACAACCUAGAAGACUUUACAAUUGCAAUGCAAAUGUAUAAUUUUGCAAGUCGUUCCAUAGGUCAAGAUGAAUUCAAGCGUGCUGUGUAUGUAGCCACUGGGCUGAAGCUUUCACCACACUUGGUGAAUACAGUGUUCAAGAUUUUUGAUGUCGACAGAGAUGACCAGUUGAGUUAUAAAGAGUUUAUCGGCAUUAUGAAAGAUAGACUUAAUCGAGGGUUCAGGGAGACCCCAAAAUAUGGUUGGAACGAUUAUUAUUCCUGUGUGAUGACAGUAACGGGCGAACAUCUCAGAGAUCUAUGGAAGCAGUUUCGGAGACGUGAUAUGCUGAGAUAAAGACAGAGCGACCGUGGGCACUAGUUCUACUACUUUUCCGUCUAUACACUGAGUGAA